Messenger RNA from Onthophagus taurus, 7418 nucleotides. NCBI's taxonomy places the organism in Eukaryota, Metazoa, Arthropoda, Insecta, Coleoptera, Scarabaeidae. The record is from RefSeq and is a predicted model, not a curated record.
AGGAAAUGUACCUUAAGUCUAUUACGUAGUUUUUUUUAUCAAAUUUUAAUAUAAAAUAAUUAAUUUUUAAAUUAACUCGCGCCAUCUAACGUCUAAUAGCGGAAAUUACCCCACAAGAACCACGUAACAGUACCAACAGCUGCUUUUCACGCACACAUACACAUUUUCUUCGUCUCUAUCGCAAUCAGUCUCGGUGAAAAUCGGAAAUUUAAAGGGAGUACAGACGUAGAACUCGAAAUGUCGUAGUCCGAAAGGUUUUUUUUAUGUAGUGCGGAGGAGGAGAAAAAAUUAAUCGAUCAAAAAGUGAAAUCAUAACCGUAAAAUGAAUAAAUCGUACUGUUUGCGUGGUGUUUUUUAAUUCCUUUUAUUUCGGGCGGUUCUUUUGGUCGAGUGAACAACAAGGAAGGAAAUUGCGAAAAGGAAAAAUCGCGAACAACAAAAAAAACUUAUUUCCUCGAUUUUUGACAACAACCGAACGAAUCGAACGGAAAGUGAGGUUAUGUUGGUUUACGAAGGAGGAAAAUCAAUAACUGGAGUGAGAUUACGAGUAUUACGACGAGUCGUAGUGGUAAAGGUGGACGAACUUUGCGAUUUACACAUAAAUAAUAAAAUUUCUAAUCAAAGAGGCGAAAAAGAACGAUGUUUGUGGUGUUUAAAGAUUAGAUAAAGGUUUUUAUUUCUGGGUUGUUCGAGAUUCAAAAAAAUGUUUAACUUUAUGAAGAAAGGAAUCGAUAAGGACGAUAAAGAACGCAGGAAACGGGACAAAAAAGAUCGAAAAGACAAACAGAAACGCGAAAGAGCCACCAUGUCAGCUGAAGAACUUUUAAGGUUAGAUGAGGUUAGAAAAUCGCUGAAAUUGACGCGACGCCGAAAAGACAAAGAAAAACUCCCAUCAGGAAUCACCGCAGAUUACACAGAAAACUUUUUAGCAAACUUAGUUAAUUACCCCCUUAACCAACCUCAAUCAAACUACUUUUAUACCCAAUCAGACAGUUCAGAGACCAGUUUAACAUCAUUAAACCACCCAAAAAUCGGCCCUCCAGUUCCACCAAAACCCCCAAAACGCGGAAUAUUAAAAACCUCAAAAUUAACCUCCCUCCAAAUCGAAAAUGGGGGCCCAAUAACCACGAUCGGAGGCGAUUUAAUCCAAAACACCAUACAAAACGAGAUGAUUUUCACCCAAAAUCAAAACGGAGACACAAAAAUCGUCACAAAUAACCUUUUAGUGAUCACUUCGCCAUCUCCAAGUGGUGAUUCUUUAACAGAUACGACAAAUUCAUCAUUUGCGACCCCCCCUUUCUCAUUAAGCCCCAUCGGGGAAUCCCAAGGCUUCCACCGGUGGUCGAGAACGAGUAAUUUCGACGAUUUAAACUUACUUUUACCGCCGAUUAUUCCGAUAAAUCUUCCAAAAGCGAGAAUUUUAAAAAUACAACGUCAAAAACCGCCGAGGAAUGAUUUCGGAUUUUCGUUGCGAAGAACGAUGAUUUUGGAACGAGGUCAUUCGGGGGGAUUUUCGAUGAAAGCGGUGGUUUUCGCGGAACCCGGGGCUAUGGUACAGCAUAACAACGAAACGGGAUUACUUCCGGGUGAUAAAUUGUUAGAGGUUAAUGGGAUUAAAGUUGGGGAAAGAAGUAGAGAGGAAAUAAUCGAUUUAAUUAAAGCGUCCGGGGAUGCGGUCGUUUUAAAAGUACAACCGGUGGCGGAAUUGAGCGAAUUAACGAAACGAUCCGGGUUAGACGGGCAAGAAAUUAUGUUGGACGAUUCGAAUAUUAAAACGGGGACUUUGAAGCGAUCCGGAAGUCGGCGAUAUCAAAAUGAAUCGAGGGCUAAGACUGACGAAGAAAUAUCAACAGAAAAAGAAUUUUUAGAUACAAACAAAAUAUGGUUAAUGCACCGUUUAGGAUUUGCGUUGGCAAAAAAAAUUUCGGAAUCCGAUCAUGGAAAAAUCAAGAUCCAACUUGAACAAACCGGAGAAAUUUUGCACGUAGACGAGGAUGAUGUCGAAAAAGCAAAUCCGAAUCAUUUCGAUAAAAUCGAAGAUGUCACUAAUUUACGAUACUUAAACGAAUCUAGUAUAUUACACACUCUACGCCAACGUUAUGGUUCGAGUCUAAUACAUACAUACGCCGGAAAUAAUAACCUUUUAGUAAUAAAUCCAAUGACUCCCUUAGCGAUUUAUUCCGAAAAAAUCGUUGCGCUAUUUAAAGGAUGUAAAUCGGAAGAUAUGCCACCGCAUAUUUAUUCAAUGGCACAAUCUUCUUAUCAAAACAUGUUACAAUCAAGAAAAGAUCAAAGUUUGGUGUUUUUGGGCCGAUCGGGAAGCGGAAAAACCACAAAUUUUCGACACUCCCUACAAUAUUUAUUAACAGCGGCGGGAGUUUUAAACAAAACCUUAACGGUAGAAAAGUUAUCGGCGAUUUUCACCAUUUUAGAAAGCUUCGGAAAUUGUAAAACGAUAAUGAACUCAAACGCAACCAGAUUCACCCAAAUCUUUAGUUUAGAUUUCGAUCAAAGCGGAGUAAUCGCCUCGGCGAGCAUCCAAACGUUGAUGCUCGAAAAAAGUCGAGUCACAAAAAAAUUAGAGGGAGAAUCAUCAUUUCACAUCAUCCAAAGAUUAAUUUACGGCGUCGACGGAAACUUACGAAAAGAAUUAUUUUUAGAAAAUUUAACAUUUUUAACCGAAACCAAUUCAUUUUUUAAUUUCCAUCAUAAACACGAGGAUAAGCAACGGUAUCAAACGGAAUUUCAAAAAUUGUUGAACUCAUUUCAAAUUUUGGGAAUCACCGAAAACGAACAAAAAGCAAUUUUUGGAGUAAUCGCUUCUAUUUAUCAUUUAGGAGCGGCGGGAGCUACAAAAAUCGGAAAUCGAUAUCAAUUUUCUAAUCCACAGGCGGCCCAAAAAGCUGCGAUUUUACUCGGAACGAGCGUUGAGGAAUUAUCAAGGCAUAUUUUUGGGUUAUCUUCGGGGUUGGCGACUCCGAAUGGACCAAGACAACCUUUUAGAACUCCUUCUCCUACAGAUAAAGGAUUAGAACGGGAUGUUACUGGAUUAGAAGCUUUAGAAGGGAUUAUAAUUGGGUUUUAUGGCGAAGUUUUUAAUGCGGUUUCUUCGUUAAUUAAUAGGUCAAUUUCGGCUUCAACACACACAGUUUCCUCAAUUUUAUUAAUCGACGCCCCAGGAUUUCAAAAUCCAGCCACGUGCGGUCGCCAAACUGGGGCUAACUUCGAAGAUCUCUGUCAUAAUUACCUCCAAGAACGCCUUCAAUUAUUAUUCCACCAUACCAACCUCGUAGCUCCAAAAGAUCGUUAUUUACAAGAAAACGUCGAUGUUGAAACGCACGAUGACCAAGAAAACUGCAUUAACCCAACCCCCUUAGUCAAUUUAUUAGAUAAAACCGGCCAAAAUUCUUCCGUUUUGAGAACGUCCCAAAACGACUUAAACGAAGCUGAUCGAAGAGGUUUAAUUUGGUUAUUAGAUGAAGAAGCGAUUUAUCCCGGAUCGACGGAUGAAUCGUUUUUAGAAAGAUUAUUUACUCAUUACAACGAAAGAGAUCACCAAUUACUAUUAAGAAAAGCGGGAAAUCACCAAUUCAUUCUCCAACACCUUCAAGGAACCAAUCCGGUACUUUACAACUCAAUGGGGUGGUUAAAAAGCAGUCGAGAAAAUCACAUUUUAAAAUCAUCAAUAACAAUAUUACAAGAAAGCCAAAAAGACAACGUCACCAAGCUAUUCGUAUCCUCGAGGGGUUUGGGGGGAACGAAUUUCGGGGGCUCUUUGGUCGGGAUUGAAAGUUCACAAUCGUUGAGGAGGGCUUCGAGCAUCCGAAGAACGUUUACCGCGGGAACCGCGGCGAUUAAACGAAAAUCGAUUUGUUUGCAGACGAAAUUUACGAUAGACGGGGUUGUUGAAACGUUGAGAAGGACGAAAUUGAGGUUCGUGCAUUGUUUAUUACCGCAACAUGGAGCUGGAAAUUGUGAGAUUAAUGGUGGAGGGUUUUUGCAAAGACCAUCGUCUUCUUCUUCGCUGGGAGUUAAUGAUGAAGGGAUUGUUAAUGUGCCAUUAUUAAGGUCGCAAAUUCGUGGGGCUCAAAUUUUGGAUUCAUCACGCCUUCACAAACAAGGAUUUCCUCAUUUUAUGCCUUUGGGGGAGUUUCGACGUCGCUUCAAGCUCCUCGCGCCCAAUUUCAAGCCGACAAGUCCCGUUUUAGACGAACGCAAAGCCGUCGAAGAUAUGUUAAUGUCCAUUGAUAUGGAAUUGACGAGUUACAGGGUCGGAUUAAGCCAGAUUUUCUUUCGAACCGGAAUAUUAACCCAAUUAGAAUCGCAACGGGAUGAAAAACUCGCGGGAAUGGUGAUUAAUCUUCAAGCGAAUUGUCGGGGAUUUUUGGCAAGGAAAAAAUUAUCUCAAAGGAAGCUCCAAGAUCUCGCCGUACGUUGCAUACAGAGGAACGUUAGGAAGUUUAUGUUGGUGAGGGAUUGGGCGUGGUGGAGGCUUUUGGUGCGGGUAACCCCGUUAUUAAAUGUACAUCGAACUGAGGAGGAAUUAAAAUUGAAGACGGAGGAGUUGGAGUUGUUAAAGAUGAAGUUGGAGAAGAUUGAGGCUGAUAGGAAUAAUUUAAAGAAUCAUAAUGAUAAAUUAGAGGCAAAGUUAAGUGAAAUGACCGUUGAUUUGGCCGAAGAACACUCAACAUCAACUUUAGCAGCGGAACGUUUGGAUGUAGAAACCGCUGAAAGAAUCCGAUUAGAGCGUGAAUUAACCGAUGUGCAACAAAAAAAUAAAAACCUCCAAAGCGCUUCUGAAAAAUUAGAGAUGGAACUUUUAUACGCACGAUCCGAUUUGAAUCACCACCAACAAACGAGCGACGAUGACGAAGAAGACGGCGAAAACGAACCUGUUUAUAAGCAACGUUACGAAAGGGUGGUGAGGGAGUUGGAAUUUACGAAAAGGCGAUUACGGCAACAACACGAGGAUGAUUUGGAACAAUUGGUUGGAUUAAAAAAGCAGUUAGAGAAGAAAUUAACUGAUGCUUAUGAGGAAGUUGAGGAACAACGGCAAGUUGUUGGUCAAUGGAAACGAAAGGUACAAAAAUUAACCUCGGAAAUGGGUGACAUCAAACUCCUCUUAGAAGAGCAAAUAUCCCGAAACAACAUCCUCGAAAAGAAACAACGAAAAUUCGACUCAGAAAUCCAAAACGUUCAGGAAGAACUUAAAAAAGAGAGGCAAUCCAAAGACCGAUUAUCGCGAGAAAAAGAAAUAUUAACAGCCGAAAAGUUCGGCAUGGAAGGAACCGUCGGAGACUUACGAAUGGAAUUAGACAUGAAAGAGGAGAAAUUGCACGCGUUACAAAAAGAAUUGGACGAAUUAACGUUCGGCGGUAAAACGGAGGAGGAAGUCGCGAUUUUAAGGAAGCAAAAAAUCGAUUGCGAGAGGCGAUUACACGACCAAGAGGAAGAAUUGGACGAAUUAGCGGGGCAGGUGCAAUUAUUGGAACAGGCCAAAUUAAAGUUAGAGAUGAGUUUGGAACAACAAAGAAAAGCGGCUAAAAAGGAAGCGCAACAACACGAGGAGGAGUUGGAGGAAGUUCGAUGUAAUGCACAAAAAAAAGUUAAAGCGUUGGAGGCUCAAUUAGAAAAUGAGCACGAAGAAAGAACUGUUUUAUUACGAGAAAAGCACGAAUUAGAAAGGCGAUUAGCAAGCGCAUUGGAAAAUGAUCGUAAUGAUAAAGCGGUGGAUGAAGCGGUGGUCCAAAGAUUAAAAAGGGAUUUAAAGAGAACGAAAGCUUUAUUAAGAGACACCCAAAUGCAAUUGGACAGACAAAGAGCGGAAAAUCCAAGUAAAACAUUAAUUCGUCAACUUCGCAACCAAAUCGAAGACUUAGAAUGCGCUCGUACCACCGCGCUAAAAACGAAACAAACUCUCGAAACCGAUUUAUCCGAAAUUCAAUCUCAACUUGAAGAAACAACUCGCAUUAAAUGCGACCUCGAAGAAAAAUACAACUCGAAUUUGCGCGAAAAAUCCGACCUUCAAAACCAAGUGGAAGAGAACGAAGAGGAAUUAGCGGAGGUUUUAAAAAAAUACAAAACGACCGUACAACAAAUGUCGCUCGAUCAAAUCGCCCUCCAAGAACAAGUCGCCCUCGUCGCCGAAUUAGAAACGGAAAAAGCCGCGUUAAAGGAGCAAUUAGCUGAGAUGUCGAGUCGAUUAGAAACCGUUGAGAAUAUGGGCGAUGCAUCCUCGAACGUUUUGGUGCGAAAAAAUGAGAUGAAAGUCAAAGAAUUAGAACAUAAAUUGGAUUUGGAGCAAACGACGCGGCAAAGAUUGGAAGUGCAAAUUUCGCGGUUAAAAGAGGCGGUGGAAAAGUUGCAAAAUGAAAUUGGAGUGAUGAGAAAUAAAGAGCAAACCGGGCAGGAGUUAAUUAGAAAGUUGCAGAGACAAAUUAGGGAGUUACGAGAUGAACAUAAUACCGCUUUAACGAAAGAGGGGGAGUCGAUUUUGAAGCGGAAAGAAAUUGAGAAAAGAUAUGAAGCUUUAGAGGCGGAAACCACAACAGUGAGGGGAGAUUUAAGAUUGGCUUUGAAGAGGAUCGAGGAUUUACAAGCGGUGAUACAAAAUGAUUUAGAAGAUAGUAGUGAGCAAUCUGAUAGCGAAAUAGAUAGUUUAAGCUCUGAAGAUUCGGUAAAUUCGUUUUUGAAACACCACAAAUUGAGCGUGAAACCGAGUAAUAUGCAAAUUGAAUCGACUAAACCUCGUUCAACGAGUGUAAAUAGUAUAAAAGACACAUCAUACGCAUGAGUAGCGCUGAAUUUCUGCAGAAGCAUCUCUGUGACCUUUUGCAGAAAUUCCAAUGAAGAAAUCGAACAGUACGUUUGAACAAACAAGACAACAAUCAUUUAAUAUUAAAGAAUGAUUUGUAUUUUUAUUUUAUUAAUUUUUUCAAACAAUUUUUACCGUUCAUUUCCUUCAUUUCCUUCCACCAUUUUUUCUUUUUAGUAAACAAAUUCUAUGCAAUAACGAAUUAAUUAUUACCAUCGUCGCUUUUAGGUAAAAACGAAUUGCAUAUUGCUAUUAUUACCAAUAUUAUAAAGAAAAAAUGUAACAAAAUAUCAAAUCAUACCUACCUACACCUUGUAUCAUAUUGUAUGUAUUUAAAUAUAGUUUAUUAUUAUUAUUGCAUUAUAUAAAUAUAUAAAUGGUGUAUAUCUGAUAAAAUAUUUAAAAAAUUAAAAGAUAUAUUGAUGUAUUUAAAUAGUUUUUGCGUUGUAAACACUUGUAGUUAUAUUAUACAUAGUUCUAUUACAAAAAUAAUGUCGUAGACCGUUUAUUACCACAACAUGUUAGUUGAUGUAAAAAUAAAUACAAAGCAAAAACCAACCGAACAUAAAAGAAACGAUCAAAUAAAGAUCUUUUUGUUAAAAAA